Messenger RNA from Helicoverpa zea (corn earworm), 1758 nucleotides. Its product is annotated as zinc finger protein 33A-like. The transcript has 5 exons. The record is from RefSeq and is a predicted model, not a curated record. NCBI's taxonomy places the organism in Eukaryota, Metazoa, Arthropoda, Insecta, Lepidoptera, Noctuidae. Gene Ontology annotation, molecular function: chromatin insulator sequence binding. Gene Ontology annotation, cellular component: chromosome. Bases 166 to 999 code for a protein of 277 amino acids. Gene Ontology annotation, biological process: regulation of transcription by RNA polymerase II.
UCAAUCCAUUGAAUCAGUUGUUGUAUUGUGUGUAGUAUUGUUGAAUUGCGGAUAAUUUUGUAUCGGUAAUUUUUCUGUGAUUUAUUAUGGGACACGAACAAUAAAAAGUAAUUUUUACACAGGAUCGGCUCCUGUAUUAUCUUAAGAACUGGUCAGACAUCAACCAUGGCAGAGGCUCCGGAAUCUUCCACAGUGUUCGUGGACGUGGCCUCUGAGGCGAUGUACCCCAUAGCGCCGGAGGUGGUUGAGGAGCCUAAAGCAGAACCUGAUAUGAGUGAAAUCGGACCGCUGCUAGUAGAAAAAAACGCCACAAACACAGCUCGUCUCCGCUGCCCAGACUGCAAGCGGUACACGGCGACCACAGAAGAGAAGAUGCUAAGACAUAUCCGUAAGACGCACCGAGGAGAGAACCCGUUCCAAUGUUAUAUGUGUGAUUACUCCACGUAUAAUAAGGUUUUAUUCGAAGAGCACGUGCGGAUACAUCAAGGCAUAAAACCUUACAAAUGUUCGUACUGCCCCUACCGCAGUGUUUCAAAGAAGAAUACCAAGAAACAUGAAUUAGUUCACCGGCCCGACAACCCUAGGAAGUGUGACCAAUGUGGCUUCAUAGCCAGGCAUGAGAAAGGGCUCAAACACCAUCUGCGUAUCCAUGGUGACAAUGAAGACCUAGAAUGUUCGCUAUGUAAACAAAGUUUCAGUGAUGUGGCGGGCUUCAAUAGUCAUAGGAAGUCGAAGAAAAGAUGCCCGGAAUGUAAAUCGAUGUUUUGCAAAUCGAUAAUAGCGAAGCAUAGACAAGAAGCGCACGGCGUGGUCGGAGAGAAGAAAACAAGCAAAAAGUCUUUAACCAAAAAGAAUUUGUUCACUUGCGCUAUAUGCCAGUGGGAAGGGAAUACUAAGCCCAGGAUAUUACUGCAUUUGAUACACCAUCCUGAUCAAGAAGUUAGUGAAAAAGUUGUCGAUACAUUGAUUUUGAAACAGUUGGGUAUUAUGAAGAUGUGAUUUUGAGUUAGAGAAACUGCUAAUUAAGGGUGCAUCUACAUAGUGCAUGUAGCUGGAGCAAGUUAACACGCGCAAGUGACAAGAGCACGCGGGUGGGUAUUUUGCUUUGGUACACGCGCGAGUCGCUGGACCCGCACGUUUUUAAAAUGCAUGUACAUGCCUCAACAUCCGCGAGCUACUUGCACCGUGUAUAUGCACACUAUGGUUAAGCAGGUCCAAAGGCACGUUAAAUUGGUGGGUCCUGUCAUUUGAACAUCUUUGGCCGACGUUACGGGUAGUCGGAAGCCAGAAAGUCUGAACCUUGCCGAGUCUUACCAAGGUAUAUAGAGUUGCCCGGGUAUAGUUAUGGGCACGGAUAAUGAGCUCUCGGUGGAAGAGUGGGGAUCGCGUUGCGCACUGUACACUUAAGGGAAUAAACCAAUAGAUCACUUCUGCGCAGGUGAAGGUCAGGGCUCCCUGCCGAAGAUUAUAACUGGUUUAAGGAGCUCAGAUCGAGGAGUUUCGGGGGUUUGAGGAGGUCACUUCGAGGAUCGGAGGUUAUCGAGGAAAACGGCAAAAAAACAAAUUCGGUCUAUUAUAUCGUUUCUUGCAAUCGGUAAAAGAUUUAUAGCGGAAGUGGCUGAGGUUUUUAAAUGCCUUAAUUCUUGACGAUUUUAUGUAAUUUGUAAAUAGGUAUAAUUUAUUAUGCUACGUUUUUGAUAAGACUGUAAACAAAAAUAAGUUUAAUUGAGGUUUAAAAUAAACGAACUUUGAGUAUCA